Messenger RNA from Pogona vitticeps (central bearded dragon), 1665 nucleotides. It is a transcript of the gene OSTM1, whose product is annotated as osteoclastogenesis associated transmembrane protein 1. Gene Ontology annotation, cellular component: cytosol. Lineage: Eukaryota; Metazoa; Chordata; Lepidosauria; Squamata; Agamidae. The record is from RefSeq and is a predicted model, not a curated record.
UGAUCCAUGUUCCCCUUUCAGCCGCCCGGGUCAGGGAAGGAGGCGCCGGGCUCGGCUCUGGGCUCUCGGUCGGUCCCCGGCGCGCCGUGACAGGGCGGCGAUGGGCGCGGCCGCCUUCCUCUGGCUCCUGCCGGGCGUCCUGCUAGGCCUGUGCGCCGGAGAGAGACCCUCUCCCAGCCGACCCUUCUCCCCGGAAAGAGACUGGGAAGGGAUGGCGAGGGGAGGCCGGCGCCUCCUCUCCCUCCUCUCCGGGGAAGCGCUGCAAGCGGCGGACGACGACCUGUCCGGGCUGGAGGCGAGGCUCCCGCGGGAUCUGCUGGACUCGCAGCUGGAGCCCGAGUGCCGGGAGCUCCUGGCGGGCUUCGCCAACAGCAGCGUGAGGCUGACCGGCUGCUUGGUGCGGAGCGCCCGGCCUGUGACCGUCUGCCAAAACUGCCACCGCCAGUUCCGGGAAGUCCGGGAGCUGCUGGAGAAUAUCACCCGGGCCGUGGGGAACACAACUGAGAGUAACCACUGUGCCAGAAGUCUUUUGAAGUCAGAUAGACUACAGCUAGUUGUGAUCUUGUCUAAUUUUUUUAAUGACACGUGGAAGAAAGCAAAUUGUGCGAAUUGCUUAAAGAAUAAUGGUGAAGGAUUAUCAAAUAGUACAGUGACAUUCCUGGCCUUAUUCAACGAAUCAUUGGCAUGCUUUGAACGAAACCUCCAGAGGCCAGAAGACAAUUUGCUGUCAGGUAACCAGUCAGACGUAUGCAAGAACUGCAAUGAAACAUAUAAAAAAUUGAAUGACAUGUACAACAAUAUGGAGAAGAGUGGGCAGAAAGACGAAUCUGGAGAACAGUUUCAUUUGUGCAUCGAUGUCGAAGAUGCUAUGAACAUCACUCGAAGGCUUUGGAGCACAACAUUCAAUUGUUCCGUCCCAUGCAGUGAUACAGUGCCAGUGAUUGCAGUGUCUUCAUUCAUCCUCUUUUUGCCAGUUGUUUUCUACCUGAGCAGUUUCCUUCACUCAAAGCAGAAAAAACGUAUCCUGAUGCCAUCGAAGCGGUUCCAAUCAAAUGACAGUUCUGUGAACAUCCAAGAGAAAAGGAAUUGAGCUGGCAGAAUGCAAGCCGCACUGGGACAUAUUUUAAUUGCUCUGGAGGAGAUGAUUACAGUUUAGCCUUUCACUGGAUGGUAGCAAAAUGUUGUGUGACUCUGAGACGGGUACAUGUAGUAAUGUGGCAAAGGUUUUCAUUGAGGUACUGUUUAUCACUUUGUAUGUGGAAAGGACAUUAUGGAAGUACACCCCCCAGACCCAGGAUUUUUUUUUUCUUACAUGCUUUUAUGACUGGGAACUGUCUAAUAUCAAUAAUAUGCACUUGUUUUCAUUAUACAUUCCUAGCUGACUUUCUGUUUAAGCUGGAGGGAUAACAAUCUAAUUACAAUGUCCGCAUGCCAUGAACUUGAAGGUUCACGAUUUUUAUUACUGUUCAUUACCAUUCUUUUUUGUCUGUAACUUGUAUGUGUGUGUUCUUAAGAUGUCAUAAGAAAAAAAAGUAGAACUUCUGCCUUAACUCCUAACAAUUUUUGCAACUUUACAUAAUAGAUAUUUGAUGUUAUUCUUUAAUUGGAUCAUUUCUUUAACAGUAAUCAACUAAGUGAAAUAGGGUGGGGUGCUUUUUUUAAAAA